UAAUUUACCUGUAUAAUCACGCCAUUAAAAAUACAGGAAUACUGUGUGAAUAGGAACCCAAGACAAGUACAUCAUGUUUCCCAAUAAUAAUAGCCCUAUAGAAAUCGCAGGCCUUAUGAAUUCAUACUCAGACAAUAAUAGGCUUAUUGGUUUAGUUAUUUAGCCGUGCUGUGUAAAGACGUUAAAUUACCAAAGCAACACCGAACAGGUUGGUUGCACAGUUGCUGGAAUGGGCGUGGAGUUGUAACGUCUCGCUUCAACAAGGCAAGUGAAGGAAACGGCGAAUGUCAAACCAGACACGUUCUGGAAGUUGCGAUAUGUAACUAGGAACUAAAUACAAAACCUCGACAACACAGCACGCGUCUGGCAAAACUAGAGAGAUGAUACCUGAGACUUCUGCUCACCUGUUUUGAACCUCCGCAAAACCACCAAACCUUCCCCCACCCAACACUUUCACUAAUACUGAUCUGCCUUAGAUCCAUCAUCAACUCUUCUCUGGUGUUGAUCUAGACCACCACCAAACACCCACCAUGUCGGAUCCCACUGACCCCAGAGAGGAAAUCCUAGACUGGCUGACCAGCCUGCGUCUGCCCCAGUACGCUGCCGGAUUUCACCUGGGGGGCUUCCAGUGCCUGGAAGACUGCAGGGGGCUCACUGAAAAUCGUCUCCUGGAGCUCCGAGUGUUCCCUACAGGCCACCGUAGACGGAUCCUAUGUAGUUUGGAAGCCCUAAGAUUGGUGGUGGAAGAGCCAGGGGAAGAGGAAAAGGAGGGGGAAGAGAGGGUGUGGGGCCAGAGAAUGCCCGUCCCCCAACCCAGACACAUCUUCAUGACAAAUAAGAAAAGGGUGACUUCCUGCCAGCCUAGUGAGAGGGUAGAGCAGGCAAGAUGGGAGGGGAGGCAGACCCUACACCCUGGGGCUGGCUUAGCGUUCUCCUCUUCUGUCUCUUCAAUCCCUAACUCUUCUAUAAAGCGGUCUCCGAGACCACCUCGGCCGACACCGCGUGACCCUCUCAACGUACGCACCACUUCCUCAGCUUCGAACUCCACAUCUGGCAGCUGUGAUUCCCUCUCUGUCUCCUCCCACUCUGGAGAGGUGCCCUCUGAUUGUGAGAUCUCCUCUGAGGAGCCCUCCCCUUCCUCUACAGACCUCUCUCCCGGGCCUGACCACGUCCUACCUGGGAAAAACCAAGAGGUUUACCAGGGGAAGAUGGUGGAUAAUGUGAUCUAUGAGAGGGGCCCCAGCUUGAAGACACAAGCCAAGGGCCCCCGGCCCACCCGUUCCUACAGACUGAGGCACCGGCCAGUUCCCGGGAUUCCUGACCAGGUCAUCCUACCCCCGCCGGACUGGAGCUUGCCGCCGCUAACAUCCACAACCGACCUUGAACACCUUCCCUGCGUCCAGGUUCCCGGCGGUGCUGACGGCAACCAGAAAGCCCCACUGCAAAGAACGUUGUCUCCCAUUGUUCCUUAUGGAGAAACAUUCCUAUACAACAACCCAGAGAACAUACUGGACCAGGGUACUAAAGAACUGUUCAAGAAAGAAAUCAAAGAGAAUGUCAAGCAGAAGAAGCCGAGAAAGAAGCAUGGUAAGAUCAAGGAGUCCAGGAACAAGACACAGGUCCCUCCACCUACUUCAACGGUCCACAACCUCUAUGAAGAUGACUACUCUAUAGUGGAAGAGUGCACCACCAGUUGGGAACUAUCCAAUCAUGCUUGGCCUAACGCUGCUACGGCGACCCCGGAGCCCCUCCUCUCCGGCUCCCUGCCCGGCCCCGCCCUCUCCCAGGUCGUUCCCAUGACAAUGGUGGUGUGUGACCUCUACUCAGAGCCCUUUGACACGCUGGGUGGUCUAGUGAAGAAUACGUUACCCGUGUUACCCGCAGACCACGAGGAUAAUAUCUCCCCUUACGCCUGCUUCUACGGGGCCCCUAAGACCAAACUCAAGAUGGGGUGGCUGGACAAGCUCUCACCGCAAGGAAACUGUGUCUUUCAGAGAAGAUGGGUAAAGUUUGAUGGAGAGAACCUCUCUUAUUACAACAAUGAUAAGGAGAUGUACUCUAAAGGCCUGAUCCCGUGCAGUGUGAUGAAGCAGGUGCGAGGGCAGGGGGACAACCGCUUCGAAGUGGUCACCUCCCUCAGGAUCUUCGUGUUUCGGCUGGAGAGGGAAGGGGAGCGUCAGGAGUGGAUGGAGGCUCUUCAAACGGCCAUACGCUCCCCUGCCUCCAUUUCCCAGAAGCCCCAGAAGUGUGGCACCAACAAACAUGGCAGCAUAGAGCUGAGAGGGUACAAAGGCAAAGUGUACGUCUCCCUGACGGGAACCAGAUUCAAACUGUGCAAAUCAGAACAGGACUUCAGAGCUGGCCUGGGUAUUUCCCUGAUCGACCUGACUGCUACUAACGUUAAAGAUACAGACAGGAGGCUCUUCCAAAUCAACACUCCCUUCAGAAACUUCUGCUUCACGGCCGAAUCGGAAAGGGAGAAAGAGGAGUGGAUUGAAGCAUUCCAGGAAUCGAUAGCCGAAACGCUCUCCGAUUAUGAAGUGGCCGAGAAGAUCUGGUUCAACGCGUCCAACAGGAUCUGUGCCGACUGCCGAGCGUCGCAGCCCGAAUGGGCCUCCAUCAAUCUGGGGGUUGUCAUCUGUAAGAAGUGUGCAGGUCAGCACCGGUUCCUGGGCCCUAGCCUCUCUAAAGUUAGGAGCCUGAAGUUAGACAGCAGUAUCUGGAGCAACGAGCUGGUGGAGCUCUUUCUGGAGGUGGGAAAUGAGAACGCCAACAGCUUCUGGGCGGCCAGCCUGCCCCUGGAGGAAGAGCUUCACAUGGGGGCGUCGCCCGAGCAACGGGCCACUUUCCACCGCAGGAAGUACAGAGAGAGGAAGUACCGGAGGGUCCUGGGAAGCCUUCACGACCAGGAGCAGCUCAAUCAGGCACUGUGUGCUGCUGUGGUUCUACCUGAUGUGUUAGAGACCAUGUCAUUGGUGUUCAGUGGAGCUGAUGUGAUGUGUGCUACAGGAGAUCCAACCUACUCGACGCCCUACCUUCUGGCCCAGAGGGCAGGGCAGAGGCUACAAAUGGAGUUCCUACACCACAACAAGCUCUCAGAUUUCCCCAAGCUGGAGUCAUCCUCAGAGACCAGUUCUCCAUCUGAUGCUCCGUCCUUCAUGGACGGCUUCCUCUACUGCUCCGCCGGUCCGGCCAAGGCCACCCUGGACAGGAGAGGCAGAGACGACAUGGUGCGACGCUGGUGUACUCUGGAGGGGGGCUUCCUUAGCUAUUAUGAGAAUGAACGGAGCCCCAUGGCAACCGGCAGAGUCGACAUCACUGAGGUGGUCAGUCUGGCCGUCAACAACACAGAGACCAUGACUGGAGCUGGGGCUGUGUUCAUGGUGGAGACCUACCUACAGUCAGACAGAGUGUUCUUGUUUGGCGCCAAGACACAAGAGACGCAGCAAGACUGGGUCCAGGCUAUCGCCAAGUGUUACGUCCCAUCUAAUGUAGAGGCUAUGUUGAGGAGAGACUGCGAGCUGAUUGGUCGGCUCUACUUUAAGGAAGGUCAUGACCUCUACCACUGGAGGGUUGGUUGGUUUGCUCUGAAAGGCUCCGCCCUCUACUUUAGUUCCGGGGAAGAGGAGAGCACACUGGGGGCCAUGCAGCUCAAACAACUACAGGAACUCACUCUUUCCACACAUGUAGAAGGUGAGGAGAGGAUCCAAGUGCUCUUGAUGGUGGAGGGUGGAAGAACUGUGUACAUCCAUGGUUUCAACAAAGUGGACUUUGCGCUGUGGCACGCUGCGAUCAAAUUGGCCUCUGGUACGGACGGCAGGGCUCUAAGCAACCAGCAGCUGAGUAAAAAGGGCGUCCCCAUCGUUGUGGACAGCUGCAUAGCUUUUGUCACCCAGUACGGUCUGUGUCAUCAGGGGAUCUACAGCGUUAGUGGGGACCCGGGCCGUGUAUCCCUGCUCCUGGGGGCCUUCAGGCAGGACGCCCGCAAUGUGAAGCUCCAUGUCCUGGAGCACCAGCUGGAGGACGUCGCUGACACCCUGAAGACCUUUCUGUCCCAGGCCGAGGACGCCUUGCUGACCAAGGAGCUCUACCCCUACUGGGUGUCUGCACUAGAUGAGGAGGAUGAGAAAAGGAGAGUGGAGAAGUACUCUAGAUUUAUCCAGAGUCUUCCCAAGAUCAACAGAUCCACCCUGACUGCUCUGCUGCAACACCUCUACAGGGUCCAGAGGUGCUCCCAUAUCAACAAGAUGCAGACCAGAGACUUGGCCUGUGUGUUCUCCUCCUGUCUCUUCCAAACCGAGGGAGAAACCACACCAGAAAUCAGCGUGGUCCAAGACCUCAUCACCAACUAUGUACAACUUUUUGGGGUCAACGAGGACCAACUCAAGCAGAUGGAGAGUGAGAACAGGUUCAUCACACGAUGGAACGACAAGAAAGACACCACAUUCUCUCCGGCCGGGGACUUGAUCUUUGAGGUGUUCCUGGAGAGAAGGGAGCCGGAGGACUGCUGCUUAAUCAAGUUGUCUCCUACCAUGACGUCAGACGAGCUGGCAGAGUCCACGCUGGUUACGAGGAACGUGGUCACCAACCCGGUCGACCUCUGGACCACGUUCGAGGUCAUUGAGAACGGAGAACUGGAACGCCCAUUGCACUACAAAGAGAAGGUUCUGGAGCAGGUGCUGGAGUGGAGCACUCUAGACGACCCCAGCUCCGCCUUCCUCGUCAUCAAAAAGUUUGGAGAGCACAAAAUGGCAGACACUCUACCAGGCAGGAAGCAAAAACAGUUUAUGAGAGGGGAACAGGUGAAGUUCAAGGAUGGAUCCUCCAAGCUGCUUUCCGGACACAAAUUCCAGGACAGAUAUGUCAUCCUCCGAGAUGACAAGCUGCUACUGUACAAAGAGAUGAAAAGCACUAAGCCAGAGAGAGAGGUCCCACUGAAGUUAGUCAAGUGUUACCUAGGACUGAAGAAGAAGCUCAAACCACCCACCAGCUGGGGUUUCACCGUCUACACAGACAAACAGCAAUGGCAUUUCUGCUGCGAGGGGAAGGAGUCUCAAAUAGACUGGGUGACUGACAUCAUCACGAUGAAGCAUGGAGGAGACCUCUGGUCAAAGAGCAGAGAUCACAGCAAACCUGCAGUUCAUACAAGCAUGUCAGCAGCCCAGCAGAGUUCACAGAACAGAACACAGAACACACAGAACAGAACACAGAACACAGAACACAAAACCAGCAAAAACCCCUCAUACAGAAAGCUGUCCCUAAACGUCGGCACACCUCCCAGUGAAGAUGAGAAAACAAGGAAUAGCGAAGAUUGUGGCAGUCUCCAGCACAAAACAGCCAUAGUGGCUAAUUGCUUGAAGCAGAAGGACCGACUCGUGUCCCCCGGGACUGGUCAGAGAAAUGUUUCAGCGGGGGUGAUCCAGCCCCAGCGAUGUCCCUCUCCACACCCAGAGCCCCAAGCCCCUCAGAGUGGUGUCAGGAACCCAAACAGGAGGCCCGUUCUGAUGGGAGAGGGGGUUCUAAUGCCCCCCAACCUCCUCAACGAACUUAACUCUGUGCUGAAUAAGACUGGCCGAAGCGCCAAGGAGGAGAAGAGCUGAUGGAGAGAUAGAGAAGCCCAGAGAAAAGAAAAAGAUGAAAAUGUAAAGUGAGGCUGAGAAAAAGAAAGUGCAAGAAAGAAAGGGAAUUGAAGAUGAUUAGAAUGAAAAACAGAGCGACAUGGAGACAGAAAGACUAAAUGAGACAGAAAGACUGAGCGAGACAGAAAGACUGAGCGAGGCAGAAAGACUGAGCGAGACAGAAAGACUGAGCGAAACAGAAAGACUGAGCGAGACAGAAAUACUGAGUGAGACAG
Messenger RNA from Oncorhynchus tshawytscha (Chinook salmon), 5854 nucleotides. RefSeq names its product ArfGAP with RhoGAP domain, ankyrin repeat and PH domain 2 (gene arap2). Gene Ontology annotation, biological process: signal transduction. Gene Ontology annotation, molecular function: protein binding; GTPase activator activity. The record is from RefSeq and is a predicted model, not a curated record. The coding region runs from base 531 to 5600 and encodes 1689 amino acids. The transcript is spliced from 33 exons. NCBI's taxonomy places the organism in Eukaryota, Metazoa, Chordata, Actinopteri, Salmoniformes, Salmonidae.